AUGGAGGAGAUCAGAGGUGGAGUUAGUUUGAUUAGUCCAUCCCAAACGAAGAAAGAAAAAAACCAGUCAAAAAAAUCUAAAGGAAGUAACAGAGCACCUAAGAUUCCCAAUGUUAUACCCAAGAAAGACCAUUUUCAGCGGGUGUCAUAUUUAUACAAACUAGGGGCAAUGAUGACGAUGGCAAAAUACGUUGGAGAUUAUGAUGAACAUCAGCAGAAACAACGAGAUACUUUGUCUAGAACAUAUCUUAAUCAAAUGGAUUUGGUCAGUAAAAAGGCAGUUUUGAAAUUACAUCCAAGUAUCAAACGUACUAUAUGCAAGCAAUGUUCGAGACUUUUAGUGGAAGGUUUGACUUGCAGUAUACGAGUUGUCAAUGAGUCUAAGAGGCAGCAGCCCCAUUGUGACGUUCUUGAACUAAAGUGUGUGUGUGGGCGAGCAAAAAGGUUCCCCAUUGGAAAGAACUUUGACUACUCUUUGUUCUCUGAAAGAGAGAAUGUUCUUCAUGAUAGUAUAUGA
Molecule: messenger RNA, 516 nt
Organism: Pichia kudriavzevii
Lineage: Eukaryota; Fungi; Ascomycota; Pichiomycetes; Pichiales; Pichiaceae
Exons: 1
Coding region: 1-516 (171 amino acids)
Biological process (GO): tRNA processing
Cellular component (GO): nucleolar ribonuclease P complex
Source: RefSeq, a predicted model, not a curated record